AUGCCGCUGGACACACUCUCAACGUACCCCCAGACCUUGCUCCGACAAGACGGCCGAAGAUGGAACGAGCUGCGGCGCAUUACCGCAUCGAUCUCGACGCAACCCGCUAGCGACGGCUCAAGCCUGUUGACACUGGGAAACACAAUGGUUCUGUGCACCGUGACUGGUCCAAGAGAAGGUCGUGGCCAGAGAGACAACAAAAACGCGCUCGUUGAGACCGAAAUCAACAUCGCCCCUUUCGCAACAAUGGACCGCCGUCGCCGCAUUCGUGCAGACAAACGCAUUCAAGAACUCCAAUCUACGAUUUCCUCCGCAUUCCAGUCCCACCUGUUUACACACCUCUAUCCGCGCUCUACCAUUUCCAUCUCCUUACACGUGCUCAGCCUUGAUGGAGGACUCCUCGUAGCUUGUCUCAAUGCCACGAGCCUUGCGCUCGUCGACGCCGGUGUGCCAAUGCCGAGUAUCCUCUCCGCCGUGACCUGUGGCGUCAUCGUACCCACCGAAGACUCAAAAGCGAAACCCGAACCAUUGUUAGACCUGAACACUGCAGAGGAGCAGGAACUGGCAUAUCUCUCAAUCGCAACUGUUUCUGGCGGUGAGAGUGCGGAAGAUAAAGUCUCCGUGCUGAUGAUGGAGUCAAGGGUGGAAAUCAUGACAGGUAGUGGGAAGAUCGAGGCUAUGCUGGCAACAGGUGUGGACGGGUGUAGAGAAGUGAGGAGGAAGAUGGAGGAUGUGGUUCGAAAGCAUGGAGCCAAGGUUAUGAUGAGUCUGCAAUGA
Molecule: messenger RNA, 777 nt
Organism: Cladophialophora yegresii CBS 114405
Lineage: Eukaryota; Fungi; Ascomycota; Eurotiomycetes; Chaetothyriales; Herpotrichiellaceae
Exons: 2
Coding region: 1-777 (258 amino acids)
Biological process (GO): rRNA catabolic process; poly(A)-dependent snoRNA 3'-end processing; nuclear mRNA surveillance
Cellular component (GO): nucleolus; nuclear exosome (RNase complex); cytoplasmic exosome (RNase complex)
Source: RefSeq, a predicted model, not a curated record